UUAGCACAAGUAAACACACUAAGUUGAGCGCAGCUAUUUGACUGCAAUGCAGUAAGCGUUUUUCUUAAGACCAAAUAAAAUCAAAUAAAGCAUUUCGUUGCAAGUAAUCACAAAAAUAUUCAAUUGCUUUUGGUUGAGACGGCGUAUGUUUUGAUUUCCAAAUAAGUCGAGCGAGUAUAAAAAAAAUCCGAACACGUAAUUUCAAAAAUAGCCAGCUGUUUCUUCCAAACAAAUAUUGUUCAAACGGCAAAUUUAUGGUUCUUUUCACAGAGUAGUCGAGUGUGAUGCAGCUCUAUUGAUUCGUUCAAAACUCAUCUUCAAAGCUGCUUUUAGGAACUUAUCACAAGUUGAUGGACGAAUGUGGAAUUUGUCUGGAUACCAUUCAGAACGGGUUGACUUUGGACUGUGGGCACACAUUUUGUCGUGACUGCAUUUCGCCUGUCUUGAACAAAGCAAAGCCGAAAUGCAAUGUUUGCAGAUGCGAAAUCACCCUCUUGGCCCCCGGUGUAAAACGACUUGAAAUAAACAGGAAGCUCGAUGAGGUACCGACAGCAGAUUUACCGUGGUCCACUUCAAUUCAAUUGGUCCAAGAAGAUGGAAACAGGCGGCCCUUUUGGUCAAGACCGGCUUUCGACUCCAAUGGCGUUAUUUAUAUCAUGUACGAACAAGGAAACUCUAAGAACCCUUGCAGUUUGGAACAAACGCUGUUUGAAGUUGAGUUCGUGAAAGGAUCCAUACGACUUCUCAGGAGUUUCGUGUGGCAAAAGCAACGGAACCAUGACGGUUCUCGUUUGAUUGGAGUUGUAAUCUGCGACGAGCAGCUCUACGGAACCAUUAGAUACGGAAAUGACACAUACGGAAUUGAAGUCAUCGAUAAAGUUACGCUAGCCACAAUCCAAAAGUUAGACCUGGGUAACAUUAAGUUCAACCUGUCUCAGCAAGGAAGAAUCGACGUUUCCAUUCUCGCUACCGGAAACUGGUUGUUGAUUUUUCAAAAAGUAUCAUCACUCAAGCGGCUGGUGAUAAUAUGUCAAAACAACAAAGUUGUGGAUAAAAGAGAAAUCUCUAAAAAAGAUAAAUUCAAGUCUUGCAUUACCAGAAUUCGAGGCGACUUUAUCUACAUGAUCGAAAGGAAAAGUAGCGCAGUUCUAGUAAUACAGUGGAAAUUUGGAAACAGCGUGUUGAACAAAUUCAAACAGGCAGAAAUAAAUUUGCCUGACACAAAUCCAGUAUUUUCAUUUACAGUAAAUGAAGUUAAUUCAGCUGCUUUAAUUGUGACUCUGACAUCGGAUAAACUCAGCGCGAUUAAUAUCUACGAGGUCAACUAUGAUAAAUUCAAUCCCGAACAAAAAGUAUUCGAGUCGAAAAGACGACUUCACUUGGGUGAGAAACUUGUAUGCCUGUUUCCAUCACCUCAAACGGAUUAUAUUUUGGCCAUCAAUGGCUCACAGACCCUUCGCACUAUUUCUUUGAGUACCGAUGAAAAUACGCACAGUGGCUCGAAACAUGUAGCUGAAACUCCCAUGGAAAGCGUCAGCUUGGAAAAAAACUCUGAAGUGAAGGUCAGACUUAGCAAUCUCGCCGACGACUUCGAUCAUUUAAGAGAUCAAUUCCCAGCAGCAAAUACUUCAAACGAAGUGAAGAGAUUGAACUCUUUGGUAGUCAAAAUUCAAAAACAGCAGCAAUCAAUUGAAGCACAAAUGUCGACAAACGGGGAUAAGUUAGAAAAAGACAUAAUUUUCAUCGUCAGGUCAAUCGAAGACCUCUUCGGAUUUAUUCGGUUCAAGUUGCGCAACAACGAAAAAAAGUCACGUUGGACGGAGGAGAAGUUGACUUUAUUCUCAGAUUCCGAAGGUAAGUACUUGGAAAAAAAGACGAACGACCUUGAAAAUCAGAUGAAACACCUGAUAACGAUCUAAAAUGACCUUUAGUUAUAAUAACCUAACCGUAUGACAUAUCAUAUUGACUUACAAAAAUUAUGAGAUCGACACUAAAAUGUAUGU
Molecule: messenger RNA, 2003 nt
Organism: Symsagittifera roscoffensis
Lineage: Eukaryota; Metazoa; Xenacoelomorpha; Acoela; Convolutidae
Exons: 4
Coding region: 351-1919 (522 amino acids)
Molecular function (GO): metal ion binding
Source: RefSeq, a predicted model, not a curated record